AUGUCUAGAAGCAGCCACCACCGUACUCACCACAGGGCUGUCGUCACCAAGAUCCGAGUCACGGUCGGCGUCGGCCAUCGCGUACGCCGGCACCGGCUCACGGUUCUUCACCCGAAUUUUGGCGGUUUUCGAAAGCACGAGAACGAUAACACGGCACGUGCCCAAAGGCCCACUCGCGGUUCGUGCACGUUCGAUAUACGCGUGUGUCACCGCGGCGCGCACGGAAUGGUAUGGCGUGGUGUGCUCUCGCCCCCCUCUACGGCAUGGCCCCGCCUAAAGGCGUCCCGCGUCGUGGCGAAUCGAGCCGCGCUCUAUCAAAUUGAUACACCGCGCUCCGCCUCUCGCGCAUAUUGUUUUUAUUCGAAAUAUAAAAUAAUCGAACGCGCUAUUGUCGUGUAA
This is a messenger RNA of Leptosia nina, 399 nucleotides long. The record is from the annotation of a GenBank genome assembly. Lineage: Eukaryota; Metazoa; Arthropoda; Insecta; Lepidoptera; Pieridae.